UAGUCAAAAAUGUGGAUUAUGUAACAUAUAUCGUAUAACAGAUAUCAUGUAUAUAAAAGCAGGGUCGACCCUUUUUUUUCCCCUUCUUUCUUCAAUCAAUCAAUCAGUCAAUCAAUUGAAAAAUCAUGAAGUUCUUACUUGCUACUCUCAUCUUAUUCUUUGCCUUGGUUCAAGCUCUGACCAACUGUACUACUGAACAAUGGUCUUAUUGCGGUCAAUUCUUAGCUUCUGGUGGUCUCUAUUGUCAAAGAAAUAAUCAAACACUUUGUUGUCAUAAAAAUAUGGAAGCAAAUGACAAGGACUACUGCUUCUCUAAUGCAACUUAUAACUGCCGAACUUUUAUCUCAAGAUAUGGUUACCUGUGUACUUCGAAUGAUUGCGUUAACUCAAAUAAUAUUAUAUAGUUUCUUUUUUUUUGAUAUUUAAAUAAACUUAAAACUAUAUUUUAUACCGAAAA
Molecule: messenger RNA, 457 nt
Organism: Gilbertella persicaria
Lineage: Eukaryota; Fungi; Mucoromycota; Mucoromycetes; Mucorales; Choanephoraceae
Exons: 1
Coding region: 126-404 (92 amino acids)
Source: RefSeq, a predicted model, not a curated record